Molecule: messenger RNA, 1430 nt
Organism: Fukomys damarensis (Damara mole-rat)
Lineage: Eukaryota; Metazoa; Chordata; Mammalia; Rodentia; Bathyergidae
Gene: Anxa4
Product: annexin A4
Exons: 13
Coding region: 180-1145 (321 amino acids)
Cellular component (GO): cytoplasm
Molecular function (GO): calcium ion binding; calcium-dependent phospholipid binding
Source: RefSeq, a predicted model, not a curated record
UCGAGCUCUGUCUCCACCCCGAAGUGGGGCGGAUCCGCCCGGGAUAAGACGCUGGGCCCGACCCUGGCAGGGUGUGACCUCCGCAGCCGCCGAGGAAGAGAGCAGCCCAGUCUCGUCUCCUCGUCUCGCGCGGGAGGAACUCCUGCUGAGCGAUUGAACUCUGAUCUUGACAUAGAAACAUGGCCAUGGCUACCAAAGGAGGAACCAUCAAAGCUGCUGCAGGAUUCAGUGCCACCGAGGAUGCCCAGACUCUGCGGAAGGCCAUGAAAGGACUUGGUACUGAUGAAGAUGCCAUCAUCAAUGUCCUGGCCUAUCGCAACACCGCCCAGCGCCAGGAAAUCAGGACGGCCUACAAGACCACCAUCGGCAGGGAGCUGUUAGAUGACUUGAAAUCUGAACUGAGUGGCAACUUUGAGCAGGUGGUCAUAGGGAUGAUGACACCCACCGUGCUGUAUGAUGUGCAGGAGCUGCGAAGGGCCAUGAAGGGAGCCGGCACAGAUGAGGGCUGCCUGAUUGAGAUCCUGGCCUCCCGGACCCCUGAGGAGAUCCGGCACAUCAAACAGAUCUACCAGCAGAAAUAUGGACGGAGCCUUGAAGAUGACAUUUGCUCUGACACUUCGUUCAUGUUCCAGAGAGUGCUGGUGUCUCUGUCAGCUGGUGGCAGGGAUCCAGGGAAUUACCUGGACGAUGGGCUCAUGAGACAGGAUGCACAGGACUUGUAUGAGGCUGGAGAGAAGAAAUGGGGAACCGAUGAAGUGAAAUUUCUAACUGUCCUCUGUUCCCGGAAUCGAAAUCACCUGUUGCAUGUGUUUGAUGAAUACAAAAGGAUAUCACAGAAGGAUAUUGAACAGAGUAUCAAAUCUGAAACAUCUGGUAGCUUUGAAGAUGCUCUGCUAGCUAUAGUAAAAUGCAUGAGGAACAAAUCCGCAUAUUUUGCUGAAAGGCUUUAUAAAUCUAUGAAGGGAUUGGGCACCGAUGACAACACCCUUAUCAGAGUGAUGGUUUCCCGAGCAGAGAUUGACAUGGUGGACAUCCGGGAAAACUUCAAGAGGCUCUAUGGAAAGUCUCUGUACUCAUUCAUCAAGGGUGACACAUCCGGAGACUACAGGAAGGUACUGCUCAUUCUCUGUGGAGGAGAUGAUUAAAAUAAAAUCCCAGAAGGAUAGAAGGAUCCUCAACACUGAAUUUUUUUAAAACUUCAUUUUUUUACACUGCUAUUAGCAUUAUCUCAGAAUGCUUAUUUCCAAUUAAAACACCCACAGUUGCCUCAUAGAGUUAGACUGUAUUAUUAUCAUCUAUAAUUAGUCAUUCUGAUGCCUUAAAGCUGUACUCUCAUUUCAAAGCUUAUAAGACCUAAAUGGAGAUUUUAAAUUAGAAAUUAAAAUGUACUUCUUGUUUUUAACAAAUUAUUUCCCCAUUUGUGUCACAGA